CUCUGCAACAUCAUUGUAGCGUGUGGUUCUCCUAUCGCAAUCGGUAACAACGGUCAGACAGUGGCGGAUAUGGAUUCCGGCGACGGCGAACGGACCACAGGUUGCCAUGUGGUGGCCAUGCCUUACCCAGGUAGAGGCCACGUCAACCCCAUGAUGAACCUCUGCAAGUUACUAGCUUCAAGACAAGAUGAUAUCCUUAUCACCUUCGUUCUCACUGAAGAAUGGCUCGAUUUGAUCAGCUCCGAGGAUAAGCCGGAAAACGUACGCUUCGCAACGAUCCCCAAUGUGAUUCCUUCGGAGCAAGUUCGCGGGGCGGACUUCCCCGGCUUCAUCGAAGAUGUCUCGACGAAAAUGGAAGCUCCUUUCGAGCAGCUCCUGGAUCGGCUUGAGCCGCCGGUUACUGCUCUCAUAGCUGAUACUCAUGUAAUGUGCGCCUUCGUCGUCGGGAACCGGAGGAAUAUCCCAGCGGCGUCGUUGUGGCCGAUGUCGGCGACGAUGUUUUCGGUGUUCCACCAUUUUGAUCUGCUCAUUCAAAACCAACAUUACCCAGUUGAUUUGUCAGAAAGGGGCGAGGAGCGAGUGGGCUACAUUCCUGGAAUUUCUUCGACGCGCAUAUCUGAUCUUCCGACAGUCUUCUCCGGCGACGGCCAGAGAGUCUUGAAUCGGGUUCUGGAAAUGUGCUCUUGGGUGCCUAAAGCGCAGUAUCUUGUGUUCACUUCUGUGUACGAGCUUGAACACGAGGCGUUGGAUGCUUUGAAGCGAAAGUUUUCGUUUCCCGUCUACACACUUGGUCCUACUAUACCUUACUUCAAUCUGGGAGACGAGUCCAAAGUUGCCACCACUCACAGUGACCUUAACUACAUGAAAUGGCUGGAUUCUCAGCCGAAAGCUUCCGUCUUGUACAUCUCACUGGGAAGUUUUCUUUCUGUUUCGAGUGCCGAAAUGGAUGAGAUUGCAGCCGGGUUGCGAAGCAGUGGCGUACGGUUCUUGUGGGUGGGGCGUGAUAAAGCUUCCCAGUUGCAGGAGGGUUGUGGGGAUGGAGGAUUGGUGGUGCCUUGGUGUGACCAACUGAAGGUGCUGUCCCAUUCUUCUGUAGGGGGGUUUUGGAGUCAUUGCGGCUGGAAUUCAACUCUGGAAGCUGUUUUUGCCGGCGUCCCAAUGCUGACAUUUCCUAUAUUUUGGGACCAAGUCCCCAACAGUAAGAAAAUUGUGGAGGAUUGGAAGAUUGGGUGGAGGGUGAAGGGGGAGGUGGGAUGGCAAAAUUUGGUGACCAGAGAAGAGAUUAGUGGGCUUGUGAAGAGGUUUAUGGAUUUGGAAAGCAAUGAGGUGAAAGAGAUGAGGAAAAGAGCAAAAGACCUUGAGGAGGUAUGUAGAGGAGCAAUAGCAAAAGGUGGUUCAACUCAUACUAAUCUUGAUGCCUUUCUCUCGCACAUUUCACAAUCCCGCCGCCGCUGAUCACACAGCUCUGAAUUUGGCCUUCACUUCGGAGGUGAAAUUUUGUUUUCACGUUGAAGGCCACACAAAAAUUUGAUUUCUUUGUGGAUUUUCUCUUGGUUUCCUCUUGGAAUUAAAAUAAAAUUGGCAUGGUAUUAUGGAUUAUGUUGAGGAAAUUUUUUUAUAUUCUCGAAAAAGGGGAAAUAGGCAAACCCCACCUUAGGAACCCCAACCCUGUGGUGAGUUGGAGAUAAUUUUAUGUGACAACUAAUUUUGCCAUUUUGGACCCUUCCAAAGUAGUCUUAACUCUUACGCAAGGGUUUGGACGAUAGACUUGGAAACUUUCUGUGGGGCUACCAAAAAUGAUGGAUAUUGAUGGCUUUCUCUGAUGGGUAAGGCCCAAUUCAAUUGGGGAAAAGCUGACUAUGCAUGCUGUACUCUAUUGGGCCAAGUUGGUUGUCCCAUGUGGCCCCACUGGACUGUUAUUAUAUUGACUGGCAAUAUUUAGUGGCCAUGUGAAUGAAUGUUUUUGGGUGUCAUACUGAAAAGUAGUCACCAAUCAUUGUACCUUAGCCUAUAUUCAAAUCUGUACUUGGAUCAUGAAGUUCUGUAUAUCACCUAUAGGGAGCAGAAGCAUUUUCUUUUGGUC
Vitis riparia (riverbank grape) is the source of this 2083-nucleotide messenger RNA. RefSeq names its product UDP-glycosyltransferase 87A1-like. The record is from RefSeq and is a predicted model, not a curated record. The coding region runs from base 70 to 1455 and encodes 461 amino acids. Gene Ontology annotation, molecular function: UDP-glycosyltransferase activity. The transcript is spliced from 2 exons. NCBI's taxonomy places the organism in Eukaryota, Viridiplantae, Streptophyta, Magnoliopsida, Vitales, Vitaceae.